UUGACUGCCGAAAGACCCACGGUAAUCGACGCCAAUAUGGAACAGGAGAUGGAUUUUAUCUGCCCGUCGGAAGGAGAAAAAAAAGUGUCUCUGUUUGCAUGAAACUAGUUGUGAAGACAGAAAAUGACAGUAGUAAAACAGUAAUAUAAUCAAUUUAUUACAACCGUAGCCUCCUACUUUAGGUGAUUUUUAGUGUCCCCAUAACAGUCGUUUGCUUCCCGGUCGUCUGUGAUUUCCUUUCCUUCCGCCUUGAAUUUAUUGACACAAAGGCCCAGUUGCCAGACUGACAAACAAAAAGAGGGGAGCUGAGAUGAAACAUUAGGAGCGAUUAUGAAAGACGUUAUGGUUGACGCUCAGGGUGUGAUAUAAUUGUCAUUUGAGUUAUCGAAAAAGGGGGUAAGGUCCUAAAAGUGUUCGUUAUGGAGGCAGUGCCGUAUUCCUGAACGGCAUUUCUCUUCCACAUUUGUGUUUAGCCACUCUGUAUGAAAUUGAUACAGGUAUUGGUCUGUGGGGGAAAAGGGACAGAGAGAUUAACAUGGCAGAAAAUUGUUAACCAGAUCGUUUAUGAUAAUCAUGUGGUUAUUUUGUGUGCAGUUUACAAUUUUUUUUUCUUCCCAUUUUUAACUCCAUACAAUUGAUUUGUGUUUCAUUUUUUCAUGCCACGGUAUUGUCUAUUGUUUGUUUCAGAAAAGGUUUAUGUUGUGGAAGUUUGUAACAAGUAGAGGCAGAGCUUGGAUAUCGGAGGAGGUCAAUGACAUUCAUUUUCUCACCUGUUUCCUCAGGUCCAGUAAAACCAUGAAUCUCUGCUCCAAAUGUUUUGCUGAUAUCCAGAAGAAGCAGCCAGGGGAGGACUGCACCUCCAAGCCUAUCCAAAGCACUGGGAGUAGCCAAUCGCCAGUUUUCAGUAGCGAGACGAGCAGUAGCAGUACCCAAUCCCUAUUGUCGUCGCCGCCCUCUAGCUCCGAGCAGCCAUCAACCGAAGAGCCCUCGCCCACGUUUCCCAGCACGAGGGAAGGCGUGUCGUCCACAGAAACAGCCCAAGGCACACUCUGCACACCCACAAAACGUCCACGAGAGUCAGCGUCGGGCUCAGAGAGCGAGGCGACGCCAGAGAAGCGGCCACGGACAGACGAGAAGGAGGGGAGCAGCGAGGAGGCCCGCGGGACGCCCAAGCAGAAGAAUCGCCGGCGCUGCUAUCGCUGCCAAACCAAACUAGAGCUGGUGCAGCAGGAACUGGGCUCCUGCCGCUGUGGCUAUGUAUUCUGCAUGCUUCACCGUCUACCCGAGCAACACGACUGUCUGUUCGACCAUCUGGGCCGCGGGCGUGAGGAGGCCGUCCUCAAGAUGGUGAAGCUGGACCGCAAGGUGGGCCGCUCGUGCCAACGCAUCGGGGAGGAGUGCUCCUGAUUGGCCACACGGUGACCAGCCAUCCAGUUAGAGAUGAGGCGCUUACAAA
This is a messenger RNA of Morone saxatilis (striped sea-bass), 1456 nucleotides long. RefSeq names its product AN1-type zinc finger protein 3-like. The record is from RefSeq and is a predicted model, not a curated record. The coding region runs from base 697 to 1407 and encodes 236 amino acids. Gene Ontology annotation, molecular function: zinc ion binding. The transcript has 5 exons. NCBI's taxonomy places the organism in Eukaryota, Metazoa, Chordata, Actinopteri, Moronidae.